AUGGCGGACAAGAACGCUGCUGCGGCGGUGAUGAAGCCGGCGACGAGGGCGUACGUCACGCUCCUGGCGAACGACGGCGCCGACGACGAUAGCUUCAAGGGCGUGGUGGGGCUGGCAAAGGGCCUUCGCAACGCCGGCUCGGCCUACCCGCUGGUGGUGGCCGUGCUGCCCGACGUGCCGGAGUCCCGCCGCCGCGUCCUCAUGGAUGAGCUGGACUGCGUCGUCCGCGAGGUCCAGCCCGUGUACCCGCCCCACUACAACAAGCUCCGCCUCUGGGAGUUAAUGUCGCCGUCGUGGCCGCUGGCCGGCUUCGUGCAGUUCGUGGAGUACGAUCAGAUGAUGUACCUGGACGCAGGCUUUCAGGGGUCGUUGGAGAACAUCCACGAGAAGUUCGAGCCGAACCACGGCCCGCCGCCGGCGCCCUACGUCGACGCCGACAUGUUCGUGUACACACCCAGCAUGGCCACCGCCAGGCUCCUUCUCCACAUGCUCGCCGUCAUGAUGAGGCCGCGCACCACCAUCGCCGAUCAUCAGCAAGCAGCGGCCGGCAGCAGCCGACAAUUCAGUAACAGCCUCACAACAGCCAUGCAAGUGAUGAAGGUAUUCUUCAUGGCGGCCGUUGCUGUUGUCACCAUCUAUCUUCACUAUUACUAA
Molecule: messenger RNA, 654 nt
Organism: Miscanthus lutarioriparius
Lineage: Eukaryota; Viridiplantae; Streptophyta; Magnoliopsida; Poales; Poaceae
Source: the annotation of a GenBank genome assembly